Molecule: messenger RNA, 2190 nt
Organism: Histoplasma capsulatum G186AR
Lineage: Eukaryota; Fungi; Ascomycota; Eurotiomycetes; Onygenales; Ajellomycetaceae
Exons: 3
Coding region: 1-2190 (729 amino acids)
Source: RefSeq, a predicted model, not a curated record
AUGAGCUCGACGCCUUCAAUUCUCGUUUAUGACUUCAACCAUUCAACCUACGAUCGUCGUCGACUGUCUGCUUCCUCCAGGUCUGCAGCGCGCAAUCUUCCUUUCCGGUCCCUUUCUACAUCGCCUGGCCCAAUGGCCAUCCCCAAUGCGAUGGAGCCUGUGGUACCGCCACCACUACCGCCACCUCGGUACAUAGAAGAUCUUGCAAUUGGGCACGAUUCUGGUUGGAAAUGGGGUAAUAGUGUCGAGGAAGGAGAGUUCGGGAAACCUACUCUGCCUCCCAUAAAACCGUCGUCAAGCCUUGUAGGUGGUGGUCACACUCGCCCAGAGCUGGUCCGUCGAACUGAGAGAGUUACCUUGGAUAAAGAGAUCAAGAGGAGCAACAUGAUGUCAACUGCCAAAAUCUCUCCAGUGUUAAAAAACAGAACGUCCUUUUGGACAUUGGGGGAUUCAACUUUCCCCAGUUCAUCAAAUCCUAGCCUACCCAGUCCGUGUUUGCAAGGGGAAAAACCGCUGUCCGAAAAAAGCGUAGAACGGUCCUCCAAUGCUUAUGAUCAACACCUGUUAUCUAAAAUAGGAAAACCGAGCUCCCCCCCUCGCCUGCCUUCCAGUCUCGGAGGCCUCGGUCAGAGAGAGUUCACGACACUCCCGUUCCACUCAAAAAACCGAAAGGGUCUUUCAAGCUUGUCAAUUGGUGAUGGAUCUUUGAGUCCUCGUGAUCCAGCAUCGCGCUGGACAAGCGGACCUCAAUCUGCUGGAAUAUCGCCUGGGACACGACCAGGGUGGGCGGAUUAUGUGAGCUAUCGUAGCCCAAGUGUUGAUAGCCCACCUCAUCAGCCGGAUUUCGAUCACUUUCGAGAUAGGAAUCUCUCGCCUGGAACGCACCAUACGAAUGAUGAUUCAACCAGCAUGUAUAGUCGAUCAAACAGGGGUAGUUAUGACCAGAACGUUUUUCCUGAUUCAGAUAUCGAUUUUCCAAUGGAUGAGACAACACAACAUAGGCAGCUAAGCGUUGAUGAUCGAGGGUCAUCCCAGCUGGGAAGCAUGUCUCCGUUGUCUAGGCAGGGUAUGAAACGAAGAGCCUCAUCUCCACCACGAGGAGCCGUUUCAGACGAAUUGCACGCUCUUCACACAACCACCAGCAAUGGCGAUCUGGAACAACGGAGGACAUCUGGGUUUCCUUUCAGUGGUUGUGUAUCACCUGGUGCCCGGUACCAGCCGAGUCAUGGCUCUAUUUCUUCAGUGUCCUCAACAAGUCUCCGAACUGGUUCCUAUGCAUCGUCCACAGGACUCUCUGUUGCGGCUAGCAGCUUGACUAGCUUGUCUUCCUUCGAUCGCCAUUCGCCGGGAGGAAUCUCUCCCACGUCAGAACUUGAAUCCUCUUAUGAAAAAGCCUUUGUGAGCCUGGGUGUACGUAAAUCGCUCUCAGGUCUUACAUCUUCACGAACCCCUCAUCACCGCGAUCAAGUCGAAGUGAAAAGUGCUCCGCCCAUUCGCAACAUGUCACUCCCGAAUAACCUGAGUGUAUCCAAAACCGCUCCACCUCGGAUAAAUCGUCUUCACAUCUGCGAAUGCUGUCCAAAGAAACCGAAGAAGUUCGAGACCUCGGAGGAAUUACUGGCUCAUGAAAUGGAGAAACAAUAUACCUGCCAGUUUUGCAACAAGCGCUUCAAAAACAAAAAUGAGGCUGAGCGACAUCAGAAUUCCCUUCACCUGCGACGACAUUCAUGGUCCUGCGCCGCAUUGUCCGGUGUAGAAGCCGCUUUCCACCCAUCUGCUUCUCCAACUUGCCAAUCCCCUACCGGGCCUUCCCAUGACACAUGUGGGUAUUGUGGGGAUGAAUUCAACAACUUCCCACAACCAGACUGGGAUAGGCGAAUCGAUCAUUUGAUUAGUGUGCACAAAUUUGGAGAAUGCAACCAGGCCAAGAAAUUCUAUCGAGCAGAUCAUUUUAGACAGCAUCUGAAGCACAGUCAUGCGGGUGCGAGCGGAAAAUGGACAAACAUCUUGGAAAAUGCAUGUAUGAAGGAGGAAUCAUCAACGGAGGGUGGGCUUGCCAGCAUUGGAGAGCACGGUGGUCGGAACCCUGAAAAUCAGAUGGGGGAGACUGGAAAUAUGGAUAUCGAAAGUGGACCAACCCCUGGGACACGCAUGUCGCAUACGAUUGAUAAAAUAAUGGAAGAGCCAUAA